Meloidogyne enterolobii is the source of this 1449-nucleotide messenger RNA. NCBI's taxonomy places the organism in Eukaryota, Metazoa, Nematoda, Chromadorea, Rhabditida, Meloidogynidae. The record is from the annotation of a GenBank genome assembly.
UACGCUAUCUUUAUUCUACGGAUUUCCCUUAAUACUUCCCUCUAUUCCUUAGCUAUUCCCUUUAAAUCAAUUAAAAAACUAAACAUAAUUUCAGCUUCCGUCCAUUUAUCUCGUUAUUCUGAUCGCCUUUCUUUUUUACUUAUUCCAAUGCAAAAUAACAAUUUUGGUUUUAAAACAACAAUUUCUGUCCUUUUUAAAAGUGAAAAGGAAUCAGGUUUAAUUUUAUUUGGAGUAUUUUCUCCACCAAUUCCAACAACAAAUGGGCAACAAAAAGUUUUAUUAAAUGGAGGGGGAAGUCUUGGAAGAAUUCAAGUACAUUUUAUUGAUAAUAAAGUUUUUGGUUCACAAUGUUUACUUUUGGCUGAUGGAAGUGAAAAAUGUUCUUCUUGUCUUGUUAAAUUAAAUAAAGCUUUUGGUUCUCACGAUCAGUGGACAAGAAUUUCACUUUUUCAUCAAUUAGGCAAUAAUUUUAUGUCAGUUAAUGAUUUAGUCUGUUUAUUAUCUCCAAAUUCGGCAGUUGUAGAUUCUUCAGAAUUAUAUAGAAUUACUGCAAAAAAUUUUCUCUUUGUUGGCGGCACUUUUUAUGCAAAAAAUAUUUUAUUAAAUAAAAUUGUAUCAGAACGAUUUAAAAAAGAUUUUCAAGACAAUACAAAAGAAAAAGCUCCUUCUUUGGAGGGCUGUAUUGCUGAAAUUUUAAUUAAUGGAAAUAAAUUAAAUAUUCCUCAAUUAAUUAAUGAACAAAAAGAAAGAGCAGCUAUUAAUAAAGAGAAUUUAAAUAAUAUUUUUUCUAUUAAAUUGGGUAAUUGUGGAAAUUGUCCAAUUGAAUGUGAAGGAGCGCCUUGUUCUCGUCAUUCUGAUCUACCUGUUUGUCAAUGUUCUAAAAUCUUUUCUCCUUCGGACAAAGAAAUUGGUGGAAAUUGUUUGAUAAAUAAAACAACAGAGCAAUUUAAAAAUAAAUAUUUACUUGAAAUUCCUUCUUCGCAAACUUCUAAUUCAAUUAAAAUUCCAAUACAAACACCUUCUUUAAUAGCCAAUGGACGUCCUAGAAUAGCAAAAUUAAAUAAAAUUUGGAUUUUAUUUAAAUUACCAGAAAAUAAAUUAAAUAAAGAAUUAUUUUUAAAAAUUGGAAGGUAAAUGGGGGAAGGGGAGGGGGGAUGUGAGGGAAUAAAGGGGAGAGGGAGAGGGGGAAUAAAGGGGAGGGGAUGGGGAUAAAAAGGAGGGAGAAGGGGGGGGGGGGGUGAAUUGAAAGGGAAGGAUGGGAGGGGAAGGGAAGGGAACUGAUAACCAAAUUAAAUAUUUACAAUUAGAAGAAUUACCUAUUGAAAGGGAGGGAGGGAAGGAGAGGGGGGGGAUAAAGGGAAGGUGGGGGAGAUGGGGGGAUAAAGGGAAUGGGAGGGGAUAAAGGGGAGGGAGGGAGAGAGGGGAAUAAAGGGGAGGGAGGGCGAAUUU